AUGGGGGUUGGCGAUUAUGUCCACUCCAAAGAAGGUGGGCAGGCUCACGGCCAAGCCACCCAGUCGCGCCAGCAACGUGCAGAACAAGCCAGAGUCGAGGUACCGGUCACCCAGCUGGUCGAUCCAGGUCCUUCAGGGGCCAAUGGCAGAUCUGGAUCUCUAGAAUUUAACGGUACAUCUCAAUUUCCAAAUCAGUCCCGCAAUCUCUCUACGCAUGGGAUACAGCGAGACAGGGACGUGUUCGACACAGACGUGGAAGCGAUUGAUGAUUCAACCGUGGCAGGGACUAGUGUCUACGGAUUUGAUGACAACAAAUCUCAGGCAGCAUCAAGUACUAAUGCUGCCUACACCAAUCCCGAUCCUCAAUCGAUGUAUCAGCCCCGACCUUCAAUCCAUACUUAUGGGCCUAACUGGUAUGAAGGCCUGGGUGACCAAGCCAUGAAGAAGGCCGGCUUUGAUUCAGAUGACUUCGAUGACUCUGAAAGCCAAAUGACUUCGUCUCUUGGCGGAGAUGGCGGGGAUAAUGAAAAGUCCGACGAAGCACACGACUGGCAUGCGUCGCACAAAUCACGUAUAACCGAGGAGCCAUUGAGCAAGCGCCUAGAGAAUUUCUGGUCCGCCAGCAGAAAGAGAACUUCUUCGCGGCAGCCUGUCACUAUAGACUCUGAUCCCGAGCCUCAGACUCAACCACAACCACAACCGACGUCAAGGCCGCGGAAAUUGGGUCAAAUGCUUCCUCCUACUGGGCCCAGGAAGAUUCUUCUCCCUCACAGCUCGUCAGCAAUACCCAGGACACGUUUCAGCCCGCCAAAGCCUUCACUUCUCGAACAACUCGACCAACAACUCGAUGCAUCACCUACUCGCCAUGACUCUCAACCUCCGCCAGAUGUUGGCCGGACACUCAGCAUUACAUCGUUUCACGAACUUACCGAUAGUGACGGUGGAAGUGACGAUGGCAUGGAGCACACCAUACGCCCGGAUGAACGACGGGAAAGCGGCGGGGUUUCAAUCAGUGCCUUCGAUAUGACCAGUUUAACCGACUUAGACGUCGACCACACCAUGCAGGAUCCGUUUUUUGUGCACGAAUCGCGCAAAUUGCAUGAGCCAUCGCGUCGCAGCCGUCGCAACACUGCCAUCCAUUCGAAAAAGCGAUCACUUGAAGCAGACUACCCUCCAGAAGUGCUUUACCAAAAGUCUUUCUCUGAACUCCAAGCUGAGCCAUUUGACAAAUCGCCGACCCCUCCUCCACCUGUCAUCAAAUCACCUUCCUUGCCGCCAAACCCACCAUCUCUUGUCACAGAUACUGAGGUACCCAAUAAUUCCGUCUCCCAUCUGUUGACUCUGACGGACCAAGAACGCCAAACAUAUUUGUCCCACAUGACCAUGGAUGAAUGGGAAGACUGUGGAGACCAAAUGAUCGACCGUUUCACCCAUCUUCUUUCGGAAAUGAAGAAUUUACGGCGUGCCCGUCGUCGCACAGCUGCUGUGUUUGAAGCCGAAGUCAAGCGCCGCCAUGACCAAGUUGAAACACAAAGUUUGGAAUUGACGAAUAAAUUGACCGAGAUGAGAACUGGCGGUGCAGAGGUUCUGCGUGGACGCCACCCGUGA
Penicillium roqueforti is the source of this 1608-nucleotide messenger RNA. RefSeq lists its product as uncharacterized. The record is from RefSeq and is a predicted model, not a curated record. The coding region runs from base 1 to 1608 and encodes 535 amino acids. Lineage: Eukaryota; Fungi; Ascomycota; Eurotiomycetes; Eurotiales; Aspergillaceae. Gene Ontology annotation, biological process: nucleolar large rRNA transcription by RNA polymerase I. Gene Ontology annotation, molecular function: TBP-class protein binding; RNA polymerase I core promoter sequence-specific DNA binding. The transcript has a single exon. Gene Ontology annotation, cellular component: RNA polymerase I core factor complex.